Molecule: messenger RNA, 216 nt
Organism: Echinococcus granulosus
Lineage: Eukaryota; Metazoa; Platyhelminthes; Cestoda; Cyclophyllidea; Taeniidae
Exons: 2
Coding region: 1-216 (71 amino acids)
Source: RefSeq, a predicted model, not a curated record
AUGGUACCAACAGUUCCUAAAAAUAGUACACUUGAUUGUGCCGACAGUCAUUCACGAGUGUGGCCUCUCAACUCCUUUAUGCUCCAACAACAUUCCAUUGCUUUAUACUUCUAUUUAGCAUUGUGUAACCAAACUAGUACAGCUACUUACAAUAUUGAAUUGAAGACACAUCUAAAGACAACUGCUGAACCACAUGAACACGAUAUGAUUUGGUGA